Messenger RNA from Strongylocentrotus purpuratus (purple sea urchin), 2439 nucleotides. RefSeq names its product integrator complex subunit 9 (gene ints9). The transcript has 19 exons. Bases 113 to 2125 code for a protein of 670 amino acids. Lineage: Eukaryota; Metazoa; Echinodermata; Echinoidea; Camarodonta; Strongylocentrotidae. The record is from RefSeq and is a predicted model, not a curated record. Gene Ontology annotation, biological process: snRNA processing. Gene Ontology annotation, cellular component: integrator complex.
CCGUAUUGUAAAAAACGAAGAAGAAGUCCGUAAAUUUGUGGGAACUUUCUUGCGAUUUCAGAGCUUUUUCCAGUUCUAACAGUGAGGAAAUGAGAACUAAAGCUUAGCCACCAUGAAACUGUAUUGUCUUUCGGAGCAACCCAGUGCACCAUGUCUUCUGUUGACCUUCAAGGGGACCACCAUCCUUCUAGACUGCAGUCUGGACCUCGGGAGCCUUCAGCAUUUCCUCCCUCUUCCUCUGGUUCCAAGCACUCAGUUUACAAAGAUGCCGAAUUGGAAGCCAAGUGAGAAGGGCCAUGGACUAUCACAUUCAAAGGAACUUAAAGAGUGCAGUGGAAGGGUGUUUGUGGAUGCUACACCAGAAGUCUGCACUCCUGAGUUUGGAAUGAUUGACAUGUCGACGGUAGACGCCAUCUUGAUUUCAAACUACCACUGUAUGCUGGGCCUACCAUUCAUCACUGAGUUUACAGGUUUCAAAGGUGUCAUAUAUGCAACUGAACCGACUAUUCAAAUUGGCAGACAGAUGAUGGAAGAGCUUGUUGAGUACAUGGAAAGAGUGCCCAAGAAGCACUCAUCCUCCCUCUGGAAGAAACCCGACUUACUGAAGACAUUACCUGCCCCGCUCAAGGAUGUGAAGUGGCUCGGUUGCUGGAAGAAGUGCUACAGCAAGCAUGAUGUCAAUGCCUGUCUAUCCAAAAUCACCAAUGCAGCAUUCUCAGAAAAACUGAGUUUGUUUGGAGCCCUGACACUUGUUCCAUUGAGCUCUGGUUUCUGCCUGGGAAGCUGUAACUGGAUCAUUAGCUCGGCUUAUGAAAAGGUAUCCUAUGUAUCGGCCUCAUCAUUUCUCACCACACACUCUAUGCCCAUCAACCAAGACCCUCUGAAGAACAGUGACGUCAUCGUCCUGACUGGACUCACACAGACCCCAGCUCACAACCCAGACAGUAUGCUUGGAGAGUUCUGCAGUACACUCACCAUGACAAUCAAGAGCGGAGGCAACGUCUUAGUCCCAUGCUAUCCAUCUGGUGUGAUCUAUGAUCUCUUUGAGUGUCUGGCUGGUUAUAUGGAGAGCGUUGGUCUCAUGCAAACCCCUCUCUACUUCAUCUCUCCCGUAGCGGACAGCUCGCUUGCUUUCUCACAGAUACUUUCUGAAUGGCUAUGUGGUGUGAAGCAAUCCAAGGUUUAUCUUCCAGAGCCUCCGUUCCCUCAUGCAGAACUCAUCAAGAAUGGCAGGUUAAAACACUUCCCAAGUGUACAUGGUGAAUUUAGCAACCAGUUCAAAACCCCCUGUGUAGUGUUUACUGGACACCCCUCUCUUAGAAUGGGAGAUGCCGUUCACUUUAUGGAGAUGUGGGGCAAGAACAGUAACAAUACAGUCCUCUUUAUAGAGCCUUCAUUUCCCUACUUGGAUGCACUGGCACCAUACCAACCCCUUGCGAUGAAGGCGUGCUACUGUCCUAUUGACACAGCGCUCACCUUUCCUCAAGCAAACAAGUUAAUGAAAGACCUCAAGCCUCUUCAAGUGGUCCUGCCUGAAUCCUACCUCAAUCCACCAGAAUCCCAUCCCCUAAGAACCGAUCUGGUUGUGGAAGUGGACCCAGCAGCUACACCAUACAGUCGUGAUGAUGUCAUUAGCCUGCUUGUGAAGAGGAGAUAUGAGAAGGUCGAGAUUACUCCAGAGGUUGCCAGCAGUCUUGCUCCUGUAGAACUCCAGCCUGGUGUCUUGGUGUCCACGGUAACUGGCCAACUCAACGUCCAUGACAACAAGUUUAUUCUGGAGGAGCUGCCCUCUCCUCAAGCCAACCCACUGCUUCCUACCGGUCAACCUCAGAGAAAGAGAAAGCGAGAAGAAGAGAACUUGACCACGCCCAAAACCUACACCUCUCACCCCAAGCACUAUGUCUAUGGUAACAUUGACAUUGAGGAGUUUGUGCAGAGUCUUGCCACGAAUGGAAUCGCUGAUGUCAAGGUAGAAAGCACAGGAUCAGGGCAUAUUGUUCAUUUGGAAUCGGAAGAUACCAUUAUACAGCUUGAGGAGGGGUCCACCCACAUCUUCUGUGAGGGGAAUGAGAAGCUGAGAAAACAGCUGAGAGAUGUACUGAUCAGUUGCUUAGGAAGAUUUUGAUGAAAGCUGAAGACUUUAUGAACUGUUUGUCACAGAUGAAUUAACUCAACCAGUGGAUAAUAAAGUGUUUUUGGAAGAAGGUGAAUUGGAACUCUGACGACAUGCUUUUACCCAAAUGUUGUUUUGUGGCCAUUCUUAACUAAGCCGUGACUUCUAAUGUUGUCUCUCUUUCUCUCUUUUUUAAAAGUCAGUAGGGGUUAUAAAUGAAGCGAAAUCAUGUGUUUUAAAGGUACUAUGUCCCAUUUGCAGGCCCAAGAAAUGAAAAAGUUAAAUUCCAACUGCAUUUGAAAGAUGAUAAUACUAAUUUAGAACUU